Messenger RNA from Scheffersomyces coipomensis, 603 nucleotides. RefSeq names its product 60S ribosomal protein uL13 (gene RPL16A). Gene Ontology annotation, biological process: negative regulation of translation; translation. Lineage: Eukaryota; Fungi; Ascomycota; Pichiomycetes; Serinales; Debaryomycetaceae. The transcript has a single exon. Gene Ontology annotation, cellular component: cytosolic large ribosomal subunit; ribosome. Bases 1 to 603 code for a protein of 200 amino acids. The record is from RefSeq and is a predicted model, not a curated record. Gene Ontology annotation, molecular function: structural constituent of ribosome; mRNA binding.
AUGUCUACCUUUGAACCAGUUGUUGUUAUUGACGGUAAAGGUCAUUUAUUAGGUCGUUUAGCUUCUAUUGUUGCCAAACAAUUAUUAAAUGGUCAAAAAGUUGUCGUUGUUAGAGCCGAAGAAUUAAACAUUUCAGGUGAAUUUUUCAGAAACAAAUUAAAGUUUCAUGAUUAUUUAAGAAAAUCUACUAGAUUCAACAAAACUCAUGGUCCAUUCCAUUUCAGAGCUCCUUCAAGAAUCUUUUACAAAGCUUUAAGAGGUAUGAUUCCUCAUAAAACUGCCAGAGGUAAGGCUGCUUUAGAAAGACUUAAGGUUUUCGAAGGUGUUCCACCUCCAUAUGAUAAAAAGAAGAGAGUUGUUGUUCCUCAAGCUUUAAGAGUUUUAAGAUUGAAACCAGGUAGAAAAUAUACUACUGUUGGUAAAUUAUCUUCUGCUGUUGGUUGGAAAUACGAAUCUGUUGUUGAUAAAUUAGAAGAAAAGAGAAAAUUACAAGGUGCUGAAUAUUACGCUAAGAAGAAGGCUUUAACUAAAAAACUUAAUGCUGCUAAAGCUUCUACUGCUGAAUCUGAAGCUGCUCAACAAUUAGCUGCUUUUGGUUAUUAA